Messenger RNA from Microdochium trichocladiopsis, 1773 nucleotides. RefSeq lists its product as uncharacterized. Gene Ontology annotation, biological process: RNA (guanine-N7)-methylation. Gene Ontology annotation, molecular function: tRNA (guanine(46)-N7)-methyltransferase activity; protein binding. Gene Ontology annotation, cellular component: tRNA methyltransferase complex; nucleus; cytosol. The record is from RefSeq and is a predicted model, not a curated record. NCBI's taxonomy places the organism in Eukaryota, Fungi, Ascomycota, Sordariomycetes, Xylariales, Microdochiaceae. Bases 131 to 1714 code for a protein of 527 amino acids. The transcript has 3 exons.
UAGCUGUGCCGGGGUUGCAUCGCCGUAUCAAAAUAAAUCUUCAAAAUGUCACUUUCACGAUGCCCUGCCAAAGACUGACGAGGGGAGAGACAGCAUCACCGACUCUCGACACAACUCGCUGAGAAUCACAAUGGCGCCUCCUUUCCAACGGCUUGCGGUCCUGGGACCUCAGAACAUCAUCUGUGCAGCCAGAGGCCCCCAGAUUCUGACCUUCGCCAAGGACGGUCAGAGUAUUUCGUCAUGGACUCAUCCCUCAACACAGCAAGCUGCAGACGGACCCAGCAAGAAUGAAAAUUUAGACACGAAUGGCGACAUUGAGAUGCAUGGUGACGAGCCGCCGGCCAAGAAACGGAGAGUCGGCGAGACUGAGUCUGUAGAAGCCAGCGAGUCUGAAACGAAACGAGAGACACCAAUUUCAGGACAAACUGCGAACGGCAAAGGCCAAAGAAAGCAACGGGCGCCAGUAGCCAAACAGGAGCACCAGUUCAUCAUCAAUCUUGUCGCGACAAAGGAUGGCAGCCAUGUGGUGGCAGUCAGUGGCCAGGACAAGGCCUUGUGGGUAUUUGAGCAUGACGGCUCUGGCAAGCUCACUGAACUGAGCCAGAGGAUCAUGCCCAAACGUCCCAGCUCAAUUGAUAUAACAGGCGACAACAAGACGGUUGUCUGCGCCGACAAGUUUGGCGAUGUCUACGCACUACCUCUUGUGCUAGGCGCUUCACCACCCGCAGAAGGCGAAGAUGGCUCCGAGGUAUCAUCAACAAUGGCUCAAGGAAAGCUCCGCGUGGUUUCCAAGAAGGGCGCCAACGAGCUUACAGUCCACUCAAAGCGCAACCUACGCGCCCUCGAGGAGCAAAGGCGCCAUCAGGAGCAAAUCAAGGACAAGCCCAAAGACGGCCCUGAAUUUGAGCACAGCUUGCUUUUGGGCCAUGUCUCCAUGCUUACAGCUAUACUGGCUCUUGAAGUGGACGGGCGGCCAUAUCUCCUCACGGCGGAUCGCGACGAGCAUAUUCGGAUUUCGCGGGGUAUUCCUCAAUCACAUGUCAUUGAGGGGUUUUGCCUGGGCCACACUUCGUUUGUCAAUGCUCUGUGCGUCCCGAGUGCGCGUAAUGACGUGCUCAUUUCUGGCGGAGGCGACAAAGAACUUUUCGUUUGGAAGUGGCAGGAUGGCCUGCUGCUUGCCAAGGUGGACCUGCUUUCACAUGCUCAAGAGGUGGUGCCUAGUGUUUCCCAGAUCGCGGUCUCGCAGCUUAUAUCCUACGAGGAUGCGGCCAGUGAGAGCUCAUUCAUACUUGCGACCUGUGAAAAGAUACAUGCGAUUUUCGCAUUCAGCUUGCGACAAGACGUUCUGAAGCACGAACAGACGAUUAGAACACCAGCCAGCCCGCUCGACGUCGUUGUUGUGCAGCAAGGUGACAGCCGGCUACUCGUCGUGGGAGUCGACGCUGAGAAGGGCGCCGAGUCCUUAAUUGCUUAUGAGCUCGACACCACAAAUUUGGCUUGGAGCGCAGAACCGAAGUACUUAUUUGACAGUAGCAAGGCCGACACUGGAUCUGGACCUGACGUGCCGCGAGAAGACCUCGACAGGCUCCUGUACACUGUGGAGAACUUGCGCAAGACAGAUAUGGAUGAUGCUGGGGAGGAAGGCGGUGGACCUGCCACUCCAGCAAAAGCCGAGGACUCGAAAGCGACAACGCCAGCCGUAGAGGAGGCGUAGUUAGGAUGCAGGCAGUGCAAAAUGAAUGUGUACAUGAAAUACAAGCCAUGUUCCAGCAC